This is a messenger RNA of Sarcophilus harrisii (Tasmanian devil), 4591 nucleotides long. RefSeq names its product follistatin like 1 (gene FSTL1). The record is from RefSeq and is a predicted model, not a curated record. Gene Ontology annotation, biological process: regulation of BMP signaling pathway; multicellular organism development; cell differentiation. Gene Ontology annotation, molecular function: protein binding. NCBI's taxonomy places the organism in Eukaryota, Metazoa, Chordata, Mammalia, Dasyuromorphia, Dasyuridae.
UCCGCGGGGUGGCAGUCAGGAAGGGAGGGGUCUUAAUGGGGAGGCGGAGGGUGGAGAGUUUCUCCUCCCCUGGAGCCCCGAUCAGAUUUCCUCUAGAGGCAGAAGAAAAAGCAAAGAUCCCACCUUCACUUCCCUCUGCCUGGCCCGAGUGGGCUCGCCUUCUGCCUCUCUGUUCUGCGCCGUCCGUCCGGGACCCUAGGAGCCCCAGGAUGAUCUGGAAAAGCCUGCCGGUGCUCGCCUUGGUGGCCGUCGCCUGGGUCCACGCUGAGGAAGAACAAAAAAGCAAAUCCAAAGUUUGUGCCAAUGUGUUUUGUGGUGCAGGCCGGGAAUGUGCAGUGACUGAGAAAGGAGAACCAACCUGUCUUUGUAUUGAGCAAUGCAAACCUCACAAGAGGCCUGUGUGUGGCAGUAAUGGGAAGACUUACCUCAACCACUGUGAGCUGCACCGUGAUGCGUGUCUCACUGGAUCCAAAAUCCAGGUGGACCAUGAUGGACACUGCAAAGAGAAGAAACCACCAAGUCCUUCUGCAAGCCCAGUUGUCUGCUAUCAAUCUGACCGUGAUGAGCUCCGGAAGCGCAUCAUCCAGUGGCUAGAGGCUGAGAUCAUACCUGAUGGCUGGUUCUCUAAGGGAAGCAACUACAGCGAAAUCUUAGACAAAUAUUUUAAGAGUUAUGAUGAUGGAGACUCCGGAUUGGAUUCCAAUGAGUUCUUGAAAUUUGUGGAACAGAAUGAAACCGCAAUCAACAUCACCACUUAUGUCAACCAAGAGACUAACAAGCUGCUUAGGGGACUCUGCAUCGAUGCUCUCAUUGAGCUCUCUGAUGAAAAUGCUGAUUGGAAACUCAGUUUUCAUGAAUUCCUCAAGUGCCUCAACCCUUCUUUCAACCCUCCUGAGAAGAAAUGUGCCCUGGAAGAUGAAACCUAUGAAGAUGGAGCUGAGACCCAAGUGGAAUGUAAUCGCUGUGUCUGUGCCUGUGGGAACUGGGUCUGCACUGCCAUGACCUGCGAGGGAAAGAAUCAGAAAGGGCAGCAGCCUAAUGAGGAUCUGACUGAAGAGGAGCUGGCCAGAUAUGUCCAAGAACUACAGAAGCAUCAGGAGACAGCAGAAAAGAACAAAAAGUCAAGCACCAAAGAGAUAUAAUAGAAGCUUCCAGCUCUUGAAGAAGGAACCCAGGGAUUCUGCCUCUUGGCAGGCUCAGCCUGUGCCCAUUUACUUCAGUGCUAAAUUCCAUAUACACAAGUGUCUGCUGAAUUUUCCAAAUCACCAAUAUUUACAUUGUAUAAUGAGUUUUUUUUUCAUUUAUUUUUUAUAAUAAAGGAAGAGGUGGGAGAAGAGAGGGGGUGGGGCCAUAACCUUCAUUUUUAGGAAAGUUUUAAGGGAAACUGGAACUGGCAUUUGGGAGGGCUCACCAAGAAGGCUGCUUCCCAAUUACUGGAGGAGCCCACAUGGAUCAGAACCACAGCACAGUCCUAUACAGCUCUCAGGUGAGCUAGAGGAAAUGCAAUAAUAGAAUGCCAGAGAAAUCUGUUAAUAGGAGGAUGGAUGGGUGGUGGCCAUUCUGGGUUGUGGGAAGAGGAGGGCAGAAGAAGAUUAUAUAAGAGUUAAUAGAUCCCGGCCCCAGAGAAGGUACUGGGGGCAGGAAAACCAUACUGUAACUUGUCUUCUAAGAACCUAAACCCUCUCAGUUUGUGCUCUCCCAUUUUAUCCAGGCUAACUCACUGCAGCUUUCCAUUGGCCAGUUGUCUGUCAGCAUGAUCUGAAUUUUGUACCUCUACUUGUGACCCUGGCAACCUGCUAGUAACCAUACAUCCUCCAGACCAACACCUUCUCUUAGCAAAGAGCCCUGGGAGUCUCACAUCCAGGUCUUCUCCACCACCCCCUACUCCAUUGGGCACAUUCUUUCAUUUGUUUUAAUUUUUUUAUUUUUCACAAAGGUGCUAUCUUUUCUUGAAACACUUUUUGACAAGUUGAUUCUUUUUUUUUUUCAUUUAUUGUUAUUACCAUUGCCUGUUGUUCAUGAAUAUUUUAUUUUCUGGACUAGGAAUUGAGUUUUUAUAUUUUUCAGUACUUUUUAGACUUUGGAGGGGAGGGAAGAAUUUAUUAUUAUUUAAUGUCUAAUUCCAUGCAUGGCCUCAUCAUGCCUGCAGCCCAGACUACAUACUACAUUGCACACUGGAUGGUCAGGGUUUUCUUCCAUCAUUUCCAAGGACAUUGAUAUCUGUGAGUGGGAAUAAGGACUGCCUCAAAGAAAAGCCAAUGGAAGAAGAAAGAUUGUCAUAGGAAAUUGUGUAGGAAGAUUUGAUUCCAUGGGGAUGAUUUUGAGGGCUCCAAAAAGAUAUCUGUAUCAGAAUUCAGAUAUUAAAGAAGGUCAGAGGUUUUUUUAAAAAGUACAACAAUAUAGCUCUUUCUAUAGAGAUUGGGUUUGGGAGAUUAUAACAAAAGGAUGGAUAGCAAGUGAUACAAAUGGAUAGGGUAAACUUCCAAGAAGGAGAGAUUACUCAAUGAUGGCCACAGAGGCAAGGUCUGACAUAGUGUUGAGAGUCAAGGAGGGAAAUUACAUCUUUUUCUGACCCAGAUUGUCAGAAAUGGGGAAUGAGAGAGGGAACACAUUGUACUAGAGAGAUAGUGGCCAGAGGUACAGACUUAUGAAGGGAGCCGAGUUUCCAUGAGUGUAGGAAGACUUGUCUACUCUUAAUCCUUUGAAAUUUCUUCAAACUCUGAGUGUCUUUGAGUUUAUGACUCAGAUCCAUGUGAUUUUAAUUUCCUUCCACAAAAUGAAGUCCUGUUAUAAUCCCCCAAGAUUGGCAGCAAGGGGGUAAAUUUAAUGCUGAUGGUAGAUUAUGCUAAAAAGCAAUGGAGGCAACAGACAAUAGGGGGAGAUAUAUCUGAUUUGUUUUGAGGGUGUUUUUUUUUCUCAAUUCGUUAGAUUUGUUAUUCUUUGAAACAAAAAUAAAAUAUCUUCAAUAGCAAUUUAUGGGUAGGAUAUCAAUCAACAAGCAUUUCUUAAACACCUACUAUUUACCAGGCAUUCAUUCUGUAUAAAAGAAAAUCACCCAGAAUGGGUAGGCAUGGAUGAACUGAAAUCUGUUUCAUUGAAAGGAAUACCCACUUAUAAAAGAUCAUAGAACCAUUAGAGAGUGGAAUUAAAAUUUGACUUCUAAUUUCAACAGAGAAAAAAGACAACUCUGGCACUAUCUGGCUUGGGAAAAAAAAAUUUGAGAAAAGACACUUUCUGUUUUUGAGAAUUUCAAUUCUAACUUUCCUUUUCUGGCACUACAUCUAUUUCAGACCAAUACACAGGACCAUAGGUAUUCCAUCUAGCAUAAUUCUCGCAUGGUAAAUAUUUGUUGAUUGGCUAAUAGAACAAACAAGUUUCUGUGUGUAAAAGACAGACAAGGAUCCAUCUUUUCUUCAAAAUUAAAUGAUUUGGGUUGUAAUGCAUGAGCAAUGAUGAAAAGCUGUUUAAAUUGGAAUUUUCCCUAAAUAGAUUUCUUUUUUCCCUUUCAUUGAAAAAGUAUGCAAUUUCAGAUCAGACACUCCAACUCUGAAAGAUCCAUUUUGCAUAGAAUUCUAAUCCUUCUCCUAUCUUUAGUCUAAGGCAUUGUUAACUCCCUUGUUCAUUCCUGAAAUCUAAGCAUCUCCUUGAUCAAGUGCCUUACAGAACCUCACAGCCAGUCUUAAUCAAACCAUAAGUUUUCACUUGCAGAAAAUGGAUUCCUUUUCCCAUCUCAGAAUCCUUGAGGAGAGAAGGAAGGUCAGAGUCUGGCCGUGAGGUUAGAAGGAAAUUGCCAAUGCAAUGACCCAUCAGCCAAUUCCACCAUCACACUUAAUUAGUGAUACAAUUCAAAAUUACCAUCACCAUAUGAAAUCAUAGAUUUAGAGCUGAAAAGGAUCUCAGAUGUAAAAUUUAACCUCCUCAUUUUACAGAUGAGGACAUUGUCAUCCCCAAAAUGUUAAAUGACUUGGCUAGGAUCACACAGCUACCAAAUGGUUGAAGCAAGAUUUAAAUCAAAGUCUGACUUAAAUUCUAUUUCCCUAUUCCCCAACACCAUCUCUCAGAGCACAGGGGCAACUUGGGUCUAAAAGAUGAAAUGUAAAAUCAGCCUGGCCUUGAUUGUAAACUGAGAGUAACUCUAAUCAGUUCUAUCAAGGUACUGCUUAUGAGCAGCCCAAAAGCUCAUGGAAGGGACUUUGUGGCUUAAGCUUGGGGGUCGUGGAGAAAACUCUGCACAAUAAAUGGAAGAGGAUUUCAUAAAGGUACAAUUAUGUCCUUUUGGGAAAGGGGCAAUAUGGCAAGCUUCUUUCCUCAUCUCCACUAUGGUCUUAUAAGCCUAUGUUCAUGUGUUAAAAUAAGUUAAAAACAAUUAUCCAUGGAGAUGUUAGAAUUAUCCCCUGCCUGAUCAUUUUCCAAGAGCAGAUGAGUAUUCUCCUUACUAAUUAGCCUCACUUCCAUCAUCCACCAAGUUCUCAGUAGCCGUCUCAGAGAAAGGACUGCAGGGACAUUUUCUCUUAUGCGUAUUUUUUGCAUACAAAAAAAAACUAAAAAAAAUCUUGUUUCUUGUGCAUGUGAGAAUGUGUUGGUGAAAGGU